UGGUCGUCCGGGACACUUUGCUCGUGAUUGUCGGCAACCUGAAAACGGAGCCCAACAGAGAUCAUAUCGGGGCAGAGGCCAUAACCCACACAUGGCCCCUAACGUUGAAAAAGCACCACGACCACACUCGCAGUACCCUUUGUCCACUGGAGGGGAAAGGGAGUGGUACUGAGACAGCCCACGGAACGACCUCAGCAGGGUCAGGGCGGAACCCUUGCUGACUUUGGAGACGAAACCACUGAAGUAAGGGGGUUUUCCGGGGCUAUAACUAGACUGCCAUUCUCCAAAGAACUCACAGUGCAGUGCAUGAAAAAACAAUCACUGACUCACUCUUUUCUGCUGUCAUAUUCCUCACCGACAAAUUUGUUGGGAAGAGACUUGCUAGUGAAACUUGGAGCUGAAAUCCUAUGCAGCCCGGAGGGGAUUAUAGUAACUAUGAAAAAUGGUAUCACCAUGAACUGUUCCAUCAUGACCACAAUGAGAACGCAUGGACAAUGGUUACUUUCUGCAAACACCUCUCCACAGGGAGCUGACAUUUACUGGGGGAGGGUGCUUCUGGGGGACACAGGGGACACCCUGAACGAUCUGUACUCUCAAUGGGAACCUUGGAUAUUGUCAUUAGCGCCAUACACCCAGCUAAUAGAUCCACUGCAUGUCACUCUGUUUUAUGAUAGAACACAAGAGUACUGGUACCAAGAACAAUUUGAUAACAUUGCAGGAGAACAGUGGGAAAUUUUUGGGGCAGGAAUACUGAUAGGCAAAGAGGGAGUGGCAGGUAUUGUAGAACUUACCCCCGAACAGGAACAAUGGUAUAAAAUGAGGGAAGAGGCAUCACCCCAUAUAUCAUUGUUAGUACACCCCCAACACCAAGCUAAAGAUCUAGGACCAAUGGUAAAGAAGGGAAUACACUUAACAGAUUGGAGGGAAACCCAACUUCCUGGUGUAAAAUAUUCAUCUAGCUCAGGGUAUUAUUUGAUCACACAGGAAACAAAAGACACUGUAGUGUUGGAACACGAAUGGCUCACAAGAUGGCAUGGUAGGGAGAAAAGUGAUCAUGAAGAUGCUGAAACAAUGUUGAAAAGUUUGCCCGACCAGUUAUGGACUCAGAGUCCCACAGAUGUAGGGUUUUGUAAAAAUUACCCAGAAAUUUCGUUCGAGCUGACAUGUGAUGAUCCAAUUUGGAGGCCUCAGUAUAAACACAAACCAAAGGCAGAGGAAGGUAUCAAAGAUACCAUUGAAGGUUUGUUAACCGCAGGGGUUUUAGAGUAUGCUGAUUCCAAUUGGAACACACCCAUUCUGCCUGUGGAAAAACAAAACACAGGAAAAUUCAGAAUGGCACAUGAUUUGAGAACAAUCAAUCAAAUCAUUAAAACUCCAACUUUACCUGUUCCAAACCCAUACACUUCUCUGAAUGAAAUCACUCAACAUCAAUCAUGGUAUACUUGCAUCGAUCUCGCUAAUGCUUUCUUCUGUUUACCCCUUGCAGAGCACUUAAGAGAUAUUUUCUCCUUCACCUACAGGGGGCGACAAAUAAGAUAUUCCCGCAUUCCGCAGGGAUUCAUUUUAUCCCCUGGGAUAUUUAACCAGGCACUGAAAGAUAUGUUACAGGGAGUGAACUUGCCGGAGGGCACGACUCUCAUUCAGUAUGUAGAUGAUUUGUUACUGGCCGCAGAAACAGCAGAGCACUGUAUCCAGGCCACACAUGAAGUGCUCAAACGACUGUAUGAACAAGGCUUCAAAGUGAACAAGAGCAAAUUACAGGUAUGUAGAAGGGAAGUUACUUUUCUAGGAAGAGUAUUGUCAGCACAGGGAUCAGGAUUGUCCAGCCAACAUCGAACCUCAAUUUUGCAACAUGCCAAACCAAUUACAGUAAAAGAUAUGUUAUCAUUUCUUGGCUUGGCAGGUUUUAGCAGGAAUUAUAUUCCAGCAUAUGCAGAGUUGACACGCCCACUAAGGGAAAUGGUUAGGAAGGCAGGGCCAAGGGAACUAAGAGCAAAGUUAGCAUGGGACACAGAGACAGAAAAAGCGUUCAUAGAUGUGAAGAGCAGUUUAUCCAUGGCAGCAGAUUUGGCAAAACCAGAUUAUGACAAGCAAUUUUUCCUAGAUGUUUCACAGGGUAAGACUACAGUAAAGGGAGUGUUGUUCCAGAAAGAUCAGGGUAAUCGGAUAGUUCUUAUGUACAUCAGCAUCUCACUGGAUAACAUUGAGGUAAGAGAACACCCAUGUACCAGAUAUGCAGCAGGACUGGCAAACAUUGUGGACAAAGUUGGGCACAUAGUACAGGGACAUUGUUAA
Molecule: messenger RNA, 2295 nt
Organism: Paramisgurnus dabryanus
Lineage: Eukaryota; Metazoa; Chordata; Actinopteri; Cypriniformes; Cobitidae
Source: RefSeq, a predicted model, not a curated record